CUGUUCAUUUGCACAGGAGACGUUUCCCUUCUCCUUUUCACCUCUCUGAGUCUGUUCACACCACUGUCACGUUUGAUUACUGAUGAUAUUCAUUCAAAACUGAUGCAAUAUUUUUUGAAACUGUGACAUCAAUCUGCAUUUUCUGUUAAGAUUCUUUUAAGGUGUGGUUUAGGGUUAGUCCAACCUGUCCAACCUGUAGGUCUUCCCGUAUGUUGUCAAAGCGAGACUAUUUUGAGUAAGUCGGAAGUGAAAGUGGUCUUCAAACUCAGCAAACAUCCAGGAAACAUGUUCACAUUCACACUGGCAGUCUUGCCUAUCUGACUAAUUGUCCCUCCGCAGAAACCAUUACUUCACUUUUAACAACAUGGACGAGUCAAAGACAUGGAGAAUUGUGCUCUUGGGAAAAACUGGAGCUGGGAAAAGCAGCCUGGCUAACACCAUACUUGGAGAGCAACUCUUCAAGAUCGGCCAUAGUUUCAACGCUGAAACAAGUAAAUGCCAAGCAAAAACCAAAUCUGUCAGUGGAAGAAGCAUCACUUUGAUCGACACCCCUGGUUUCUUUGACCCGGACAGGUCUGAGGAGGAGCUGAAGCCUGAGAUAGUGAGGUGCAUCACAGAGUGCGCUCCUGGGCCUCAUGCUUUUCUCAUUGUGCUUGAAGUGGCAAAAUUCACCGAGCAGGAGCAGGCUGUCAUCGACAAAAUAAACCAAUACUUUUCUGAAGAAGCCUUCAAAUAUGCAACAGUUGUCUUUACACGUGGUGACCAGCUCCCUGAAGGACAGACAAUCCAGGAUCUGGUCCAGCAGAAUAAGAGUGUGCAUGACCUGGUGAAGAAGUGUGGCAGCCGGUGCCACGUCGUUGAUAACAAAUACUGGAACCAGAACUCAGAGGAUGAAUACAGGAGCAACCAGGUCCAGGUGGAGAAGAUACUUAAGUCAAUAGAAGAGAUGGUGGUGGUAAACAGAGGAGGCUGCUACACCAAUGACAUGUUAAGAAAAGUGGAGGAGAUUGUUAAACAAGAGGAGGAGCGCAUUCGACAGUCAUCAGGAAACAUGUCAGGAACAGAGGUCGCAGAGCAGGCUAAGAGAAGCACCAUUCAGAAGCUAUUGAUCAAACUGGCAGGUGUUGGAACAGGUGCUUUGUUCGGAGCUUUUUUUGGUGUAGCAGCAGCAGCUGGAGUAGUUUUAGCAGCUUUGAAUUCAUUACAAAUUUUAGGUGUAGCAGGAAUAGCAGGAGGGGCAGCAGUUACCCCGAUUGGCGCAGUUUUAGGGGCAUCUGCUGCAGUGGGAGGGGUGAUGGGAGGCAUUACAGGAUAUGAUGCAGCUGAUGGAGCAAACACACCAUUAGAGGCAGCAGAGAGGGCAGCAGAGGCUGUUAUGCAUCAAGCCCAAUUGGCCAAAAAAGCGGCUGGUUGUUUGAAUCUUUUGGACAAAAAGUAAAGUUAAAACCUAUAAUGAGCUAUGACUCUUGGAGGAGGUAGAGAGAAAGUAUCUGGGAAAAGUCACGUCUUCCUGUUGCUGAAAACAACGAUUUUUCUCUAUAUAAUAUUUUACCAUUGAGCUGAUUGUGUAUAUUCAUAUGUAACAGGUUUAAAUUUAGUCCAUAACGUCUUAAAAAUUGUUUAAAUCAAAUAAAUAAUCAACCUUUUUCUGUAAAAGCUAACCAGAAAACAUCGCUUCAUGUAUGUGCAGCAUCAUUUAAGUCAGCUUCUGAAACAUGAAUAAUCAAAAAUGUAAACCUGAAAAAAUGUUAUUUGAGCAAAUGUUUUACACCUGGUAGCAUAAUCAAUCUAUUAAUGGUGUGUAAUGGAAAAUGUGUUUGAAUCUUUGUUCUACAUUCUGUUGUUAUGUGUUGAAAGCACCAGAUGGAGGGAGGCUGACAUCUGAGUAUAAAAGACAGCUGCUGAUCUCUGUUUGCUUUGAGCACAUUUACAAAUGCUUUUAAUAAACUUACAGAAAGACA
Molecule: messenger RNA, 1961 nt
Organism: Chelmon rostratus (copperband butterflyfish)
Lineage: Eukaryota; Metazoa; Chordata; Actinopteri; Chaetodontiformes; Chaetodontidae
Product: GTPase IMAP family member 7-like
Exons: 2
Coding region: 365-1438 (357 amino acids)
Molecular function (GO): GTP binding
Source: RefSeq, a predicted model, not a curated record